Anneissia japonica is the source of this 1023-nucleotide messenger RNA. Its product is annotated as piggyBac transposable element-derived protein 4-like. The record is from RefSeq and is a predicted model, not a curated record. NCBI's taxonomy places the organism in Eukaryota, Metazoa, Echinodermata, Crinoidea, Comatulida, Comatulidae. Bases 1 to 1023 code for a protein of 340 amino acids. The transcript has 2 exons.
AUGUCAAGAAACAGAUUCCAGCUGCUGUUGAGAUGUCUUCACCUGGUAGAUGAUGAUGCUGCUCCACCGAGGGACAAUCCUGCCUACAUCCUGACUGCAUUUUAUCCUUCCAGAGAGGUGUCCAUUGAUGAAAGUGUGAUAGCUUUCAAAGGCAGGGUUGGCUUCAAGACAUACCAUCCAAAGAAGCCACACAAAAGAGGUAUGACUGCCUGGACUCUCUCUGAUGCAAGGACUGGCUAUGUGAUCAACCAGAACUUACAUGUGAGGCAAGGACCCGUGAUGGGACUUUGUCAAGCUAUAAGAGGUAAGAAUCAUCAUGUUUAUAUGGACAAUUAUUUUUCAUCUCCACAACUUUUUAGACAGCUUGAAACUUUGAACUGUGGUGCUUGUGGGACGCUGAGGACGGACAGGAUAGGAACUCCAGAAGCCAUACAAACUGCCAAUCCUGCAGUAGGUGAAGCUGUUUUUGAGCAUGAUGGGAAUCAGCUAUUUAUUGCCUGGAAGGACAAAAGAAAGGUACAUUUGCUGACAAAUCUCCACAAUUCCAAUACGUACGACAAGAGAAGACGACAACGGAAUGGCCCAGAUUUUAAGGAAAUUACCAAGCCAUAUGCCAUAGAACUCUAUACACAAUUUAUGGGAGGAGUUGACAGAGCUGAUCUGCAAAUUUGGAUGUAUCUACACAUACACAGGAGCAUGAAAUGGUGGAAAAAGGUAUUUAUAUACCUUUUAGAGGGUUAUACCCGUAGAGAGUCACAACCUGGUAGACGUUCAACAGACCCACCCCAACGCCUGACUGAACACCAUCAGCUAGUUUUCACUAGCAGGAAGACCCCAUCAGGCAAGACAGCUAAACCAGAUUGUGUUGUUUGUUCAGAUAAGACUACCGGCAGACGACACCAGACAGAGAUGAUCUGUAAGGAAUGCAAUCAACCAAUGUGUCCAGUACCUUGCUUCUGGCGUUACCACCACUUGGCUGAUUACAAAGCUACAUGCACUAAAGAGUACCAUCACCCUCACUGA